AUGUCCGACGACUAUGGCUUUGACGACGCAUUCGACGACUCCUUCCUCCGCGAGGUAGACAACAUCACUGCUGUAGCCAGCACAUCCGCCGCCGCUGCUGCUGGACAAACCAAAAACAUCGCCCGGACAACCUCUCACCCCGUCACAUCAUUCAACAAGGGCUGGACAGCAGCCCAACGGAGCGUCUCUGCGGCUUCGGGAUCGUCCUCUCGCGCCGAAGCUCGCCGUCUCGCCCUCCUCGGUCUUUCCUCCAAACCCCCAUCGCAAGGUCUAGGAUUCAAGCCCAUACCCAAGAACGCGGUCGCGUCGUCCUCUCGCGCCCUGCACCCUCCCGCGGCAUCUGGUUCUCGCCUCGGACGCACUUCCAGCGGACCUACCGGCGUCCAGACCCAUCUGAACUUCCGCAGAGAGAACCAGACGACCAAGGGGAAGAUAUGGGACCGGACAGCGUUUGCAGCUACGGGGCGGAAGAAGGUCAUCAAGAAUAAGGAUGCGUUGGAGGCGCAGAAGAAGAGAAAGCGCGGUGAGGCGUUCGAUGAUGAAGAGGACGAGAUGGAUGAGGAGGAAGAUGAUUGGGGAGAACCGCUGGCUCCUGAUCCGAAAUCCAAGGUGGACUUAUCAUAUGAACCACCGAAACAUCACCCCGAUCUAGAAGCCACCAAGACUUACAUCUACCCUACCAAUCGACCCAAGCGGGACUACCAGUUCGACAUCGUCAUGGCGUGUUUUACGGAUAAUUGCUUGGUAGCUCUACCAACGGGUCUGGGAAAGACCUUUGUGGCGGGAGUAGUGAUGUUGAAUUUCUACCGCUGGUUCCCCACUGGAAAGAUAGUCUUCCUCGCCCCGACUAAGCCACUCGUCAACCAGCAGAUCGAGGCGUGUCAAAUGACCUGCGGUAUUCCGAGCAAGGACGCGGCUGUUAUGACUGGAUCCAGUGUAUCAGCAAAAGAGCGAGUAAAACUGUGGCAAGAAAGACGCGUCUUCUACUGUACCCCUCAAACAAUGUAUAAUGACCUAACGACCGGCCGACUCGAUCCCCGCGAUAUUGUCCUAGCUGUAUUUGACGAGGCGCACAAAGCCUCGGGAUCAUACGCCUAUACCACCAUCCUCGCCUACCUUACCGCUCACCAACCGCACUUCCGAGUACUGGCCCUCACAGCCACCCCUGGGGCAGAUGUACCGAAAGUCCAGGGCGUGGUAGAUGCGCUGCAUAUCAGUCGGAUCGAGAUCAGGGAGGCGGAGGAUCCGGCCAUUAGCAAGUACAUGAAUGAGAAGCACACAGAGCAGCAUGUCGUACCCAUGUCGGAUGUCAUUGAGGGAUUCAGAGAUCGCUGGGCGGUCUUGAUGCGGCCUAUGGUGCAGAAGCUCGUAGACAAGGGUGUCCUGAUGGACCGCGACCUCGAUACGAAGCGUCUCAAGCCUUUCCGGCUUACGGCGAAGCGUAUGGAGAUCAGUCGGGACCGGACAAGCGGGGUGAGGUGGGCACUGGGGUCGCUGCAGAGUCUUGAGCAGAUGGCCAGAGCCAUGACCCAUCUUCUCGAAUUCUCGUUAGGCAUGUUCCGCGCGACCCUCCUCGAGAUAGCCGGUAACACCUCGCAAGAAACGGGCAAGAAAGUCGGGUCCAAGGGAAAUUCCAAUUCCCUGCGGAACAACCUGGAAUUUCAGAAGCUGCUGCGGGAUGUUGAGGCGGAGAUGAACCUCAUGCGAAUAGGAGCUGGAGGGAGGGGGAGGAGUGAUGCGCAUCCGAAGAUGGGCAAGACAUUAGAACUGCUUCUUGCACACUUCACCCAAGCUGCAGAGGACGAGAAGGUGCAUGGGAUCAAGAAUGAUACGAGGGCGAUGGUGUUUUGCUCUUUCCGGCAUUGUGUCUUGGAGGUGGUGGAUAUGCUGAAUGAUCACCCUGCCUUGCUGAAGGCUACCAAAUUCGUCGGUCAGUCGCAGGGAAAGCAGGAGAAUGAUAAGGGGUUUAACCAGAAGGAGCAGAAGAAGACCAUUGUCGACUUCAAAGAAGGCAAACACAAUAUCUUGGUAUCUACUUCUAUCGGCGAGGAGGGUCUUGAUAUCGGAGAGGUCGACUUUGUCAUUAUCUAUGAUAUGCCUAAGCAGAGUAUCAAGUUGCUCCAACGUAUCGGUCGUACCGGUAGAAAACGCUCCGGGCAGGUCCACGUCCUCAUGUCCGGGAAUCGCGAAGACCUGAACUGGGAUAGCGCCCAGCAGACGCAUCGGGAGAUCCAAGAAGAAAUCCUACACUCUCGCAACCUCGAGCUGUUCGAAGACGUCGAGCGACUCCUCCCGGUCGGUCCGUUCCCCAAGUGCGAAGAGAAGGAGAUGCCGGUCGACCCGUGGGACCCGGAAGACCAGAAACGCAAGAUCGUCGCCACGCCAAAGUCCAAGACGAAGGCCAAGGACAAGGAGGCGGGGGCGGGGGCGGUACAGCGGGGAGAUGCGAUACCUGAGGGAGCGGCGAAUGGGUUCCGGAGCGUGGCGGAGUUGCUGAGGGAGCAGGGGAAGCCCAAGAGGAAGGGUGCCAGUCCGGUCCGGAGCGAGAGUGGAGGGGACGAUGAUGUGGUGGAGGACGAGGAGCUGCUUUACGGGCCGAAGGUAGCCAAGGGGAAGAAGGGUAAGGCGGUCGUUGAGGAGGACGAGGAGGCGGCGGAGCCAAAGGAGGAUCCGACCGAUCCCAAGGUGAUCAGGAGGAAAAAGGACGAGGAGGAGCGCAAGAGGCAAGAAUCGAUCGACCGGAUAGGGCUGGACUUUUUCCACCCGUCUGGCCCUCUCCGGAACGGUCCUCGUUUACCCGACCUCACUCCGCCUAGCUCGCCCUCGCCGUCUCCCGUCCGCAAACGAGCUACCCACCCGCCCGGCAGCCCUGACUCCGACUCAGAGCCUCAUAUGCAGGCUCACAAGCUACGCGGAAUGGGCCGCCUCAGUCCAGCUACCGCAGCCCUCGUCGGUUUCAGCCAGAUCGACCCGAUCGACUUGUCCUGGAACGACAGUGACGAGGAGGACGAGACGCUCGUACCUUCUGCUCCGCCCCGUCGGAUCGGGCUGUCCAAGUCCAGACCCGCCUCUCAGGUCGUGACCAAGGCCACGCCCCUCGGCCCAUCAAGAUCUACCCUCGAUAUGCCUCCUCCGCCUAUUCCGGCCCAUCGCUCAUCGUCACCUGCCGGUCCACGCUCGGUGCCCACGCCUGGGAUCGAGGCGACCCAGUUCCUCGUGCGUCGGCCGGUGGCCAGGCGGGCAAGGAUCUUCGAGACGUCUUCAGACAAAGAAGCAAAGAGCGGUCCGGUGGAUGAGGACGCAGUGUCGAGUCCGUUCUUACCGCUCAGAGGGGGGGCCGCGAGGGUAGCCACCGUGAGCAGUGAUCCGGCUUCUAGUCCUGUCGUCCCGCGUAGACCCAGACCAAAGGGGAAAGGCAAGGUGCCUAAAGCUCAGGUUCAGCAAUAUUUCGACGUAGAUGUUGAGAUAUCUGGUACGGACUCGGCGGACGAGCCAUCUCAGGACGAAGAGACCGAGUCGGAUCGCAAGUUCGCCGGGAAAGACUUUGCUCCCACCCAAGCUCCCAAGGGUUACAAUCAACGCGCCGUCUACCUCGCUGGGCUCUCCACCCAGGCGGGAUCCAAAGCGGGACUCGGCGUCAACCCGCGCGGUAAUCCGGAAGGCUUCUUGGCCAAGGCCAGGCGGCCGGUGCUAGUCACAGAUGAUGAGCGGAACAGCGAGAAUGAGUACGAGCUGGGGAGCUUUGUCGUGCAGGAUGAUGAGGAUUUGGGGUUUGACGCGUGUGAGUAG
This is a messenger RNA of Dioszegia hungarica, 3789 nucleotides long. RefSeq lists its product as uncharacterized. The record is from RefSeq and is a predicted model, not a curated record. Gene Ontology annotation, molecular function: four-way junction helicase activity; hydrolase activity; four-way junction DNA binding. NCBI's taxonomy places the organism in Eukaryota, Fungi, Basidiomycota, Tremellomycetes, Tremellales, Bulleribasidiaceae. The transcript has 17 exons. Bases 1 to 3789 code for a protein of 1262 amino acids. Gene Ontology annotation, biological process: interstrand cross-link repair; double-strand break repair via synthesis-dependent strand annealing; replication fork reversal.